AUGCCCGGGGCAAGGAAUUCCAACGGGAAGCGACCCCAUCAAGCCUCCUUGCCUGAUCGGAGUGCUCCCAGGACACGCAUGGCCUGUUCCCGGUGCCAGCGGCUGAAAAGAAAGUGUAAUCUAGAGUUACCCACCUGUAGCAAUUGCCGUGCAGCCGGUGCUGAAUGUGUCGAUGGAAAAUCAGCCCGUGCUGAUGCGGCACCUCGACAAUACAUCACGUCUUUGACGAACCGGAUUAAUUGGCUGGAGUCCAUUGUCCGAUCGAAUUGUCCUGACGUCGACUUAUCUCAAGGUCCGCCCGUCUAUAUAGGAGAAGCCUGGAACGACACCAGCUCUGUAGUUGCAGACAAUUCUACUCUCCCAGCCCCAGAGUCCGAGCCCGUUCAGCGGAGCUCUGAAACUAUACGAAAUACUGAAAAUGAGCCACCGGCAACCCAGCCGGUAACAUCUACUUCGGAACCCACAGGAGCCAGUGCCAUGACCCACGAGAUUGGGCUGGUUUCCCUUGCUACGAACCAAGAUCCACGAUAUAUCGGCCCAUCCAGUGGUUAUUUCUUAGCACGAGUUUUACUAGACUCGGCAUCAAAAUCAGACGAUAGCGUUGGUCGCGCCAAUCGCAAUGCACCGUUCCCUAUAAAGCUGGUUGAAGCUCUCCAGGGGCCACUCCCACUCCCGCCCAGAGACACGGCAAUGCAAUUAUGUGAGGCAUACUUCAGCGCUAUUAACUUACAAUAUCCUAUUCUACAUCAACAUAGGUUUUACGACUACCUGGAUAUGGCUUAUGAUGAAGAGAGCCAGGACCCUGCCGCCCACUUCCAGGUCUUCAUGGUUCUGGCGAUAGGAUCUGCUGUCCUUUCUGCUCGAACCAGAGCUCGCAUACCAGCAGAAUCGUACUGUCUCUCCGCACUACAAUACCUCGAUGAACUAAAUGUCGAGAACUCGUUGAAAGGCAUUCAGUGUCUUGUCUUGCUUCUCAUCUUCACUAUACACAGCCCAUGCGUUCGCCUCAAUGUCUGGUAUCUCAACUAUCACUGCAUUGCUGCCUUGGUCGAUCAAGGUCUCCAAAGGAACAUCAGCAUGGGACCAGAGUACAGUCUAUUUAAUCAGGAGAUGCGAGCCAGGAUCUUCUGGGUCAUUUACUCCUUCGAUCGCAUCAUUGCGACUAUGAUGGGUCGACCAAUUGGACUGCGUGAUGAAGGAUGUGAGCUCCGUAUGCCAUUGGGCCUGUCCGACGAGCAGCUUGUCAGCCAGAGGCAACAUCAAAUCACCGAACCGUCCAGUGACAUGUCAUUUGCGGUUCACUUAUUCGAAGCGGCCAAACUCAACUCGGAGAUCAAAUACAUCGCGCAAAGCAUCAUAAGAGACACGCCUAGAUAUGCUUAUCCUAGAGUGACUAACAUCAACGACUGGCAAAACGCCAUGCUGCAGCGACUGGAUGAGUGGUCAGACAAGAUACCAGGUCUUGGUGACCCUGAUAUGUUGUAUCUGCGAACGACUUGUCAGCUUCGAUACCACGGUUUACGAAUGCUUUUAUUGAGACCUAGCCCUGCUAUACCCAAGCCCCCCAAAGAAGCCUUGGUAAAGUGUCACCAAAGUGCUUGUGAAAGCCUACAACUAUUUGACCAAUUGUACAAGAAAAACCUGCUUGUUCAUAGCUGGACUACUUUCCACGGGCUCGUUCUCAGUUCCAUAACUAUGUUAUACUGCAUCCAGUCAGUGUCAGAAAUCGCCCGCUCUACGGGUGUAGACGCUUUCAUGUCUGACCUGAGCAUAUCCCUAAGUAUUCUGGGCGCUACAGGUGAACAUUGGUCUGGCGCCAAACACAGUCGCGAUAUUCUGGAUAACCUGGGCAAAUCGACUGUUCGAUACAUCCGAGAGAAGAAUAGGCGAUCGGAGGGUUUGCGUGACCGUUCUGCACCACAAGUCAAUGAACAGGUUAUUGAUCCCACACUCUCGGCAGACGCAUGGGAGAGUUUGGGGCAAGAGUUCAACAGCAUCCAGGGAUCUUCAUCCCACAUGAAUAUGGACGACGAUAUGGGUUUCAUGCAGAACCAAUUCUACGAGGGUUUACUUAAUGAGACAUUCGCGGAAUACUUUGAGCCAACGGAGUCGACAAAUCUCGAUAACAUUGUUCGCGACCUGUUCCAAGGCCUUAUUCCAACAGAUUCAGUCUAA
This is a messenger RNA of Fusarium oxysporum Fo47, 2175 nucleotides long. RefSeq names its product transcription factor domain-containing protein. The transcript is spliced from 4 exons. Gene Ontology annotation, biological process: DNA-templated transcription; positive regulation of transcription by RNA polymerase II. Gene Ontology annotation, molecular function: sequence-specific DNA binding; zinc ion binding; DNA-binding transcription factor activity, RNA polymerase II-specific. Bases 1 to 2175 code for a protein of 724 amino acids. The record is from RefSeq and is a predicted model, not a curated record. Lineage: Eukaryota; Fungi; Ascomycota; Sordariomycetes; Hypocreales; Nectriaceae.